Leptosomus discolor (cuckoo roller) is the source of this 1896-nucleotide messenger RNA. The record is from RefSeq and is a predicted model, not a curated record. Lineage: Eukaryota; Metazoa; Chordata; Aves; Leptosomiformes; Leptosomidae.
AUGAUUGCCCCUUUGAGACAAGCGUUGGGGCCGGAUGGGCCAGCCCUGGUAAAAGCCCCCUUUCCUUCAGCAGAAAUAGAGAUGCAGAAAUUGAAGGAACUAGGUAAAAGGGAUCUUGAGAAAUUGCUGGAAGAAGCAUGGAGGGUGUUCAGAAAUAGAGAAGAGGUGGAUAGAGAAAAGUUGUCUAAGACUAUAGCUGUUGCAACUGUGGCAGCCCUUGGUCAAAGGGGUGGACCUGGUGAGGGAAGUUUUGGGAACCGAGGUAGAGGAAUUGGCCGCAGAAGUCGGGGAGGGUUUAGAGUAACACCUGAAUUUGAAGAAAUUAUUAAUCAGGUAUAUCCAGGAGUAUGGGCUUCAGGAAUUCCAGGAAAAGCAAAAAAUGCCACUCCAAUAGUGAUUGAACUUAAGGAGGGAUUAACUUCCGUCCGUAAGAAGCAGUAUCCCCUGAGAUUGGAAGACUGCAAAGGAAUAGAGAGCCCAAUCAAUAAUUUUAUACAACAUAGACUUUUAGUGGAGUGUGAAUUGGAAUAUUUUACCCUGUUUUACCACUUAAGAAACCUGAUGGAACUGUGGAUAAAAGAGGCUCAAAAUGCUUUUAGCAUCCUUAAGAAGGAACUCAUGAGAGCUCCAGCAUUGGGGUUACCAGAUAUUACCAAACCCUUCUGGCUCUUUUCUCAUGAGAAACAAGGUGUAGCCUUGGGAGUCCUGGCCCGACGUCUAGGACCCCAUAAGAGAGCAGUGGCUUACUUCUCCAAACAACUAGAUGAAGUGAGCAAAGGCUGGCCAGCGUGCCUGCGAGCAGUGGCUGCUGUAAUACUUAACAUUGAAGAGGCCCGAAAAUUCACCUUGGGCCAGAAGAUGACAGUAAUGGUCUCUCACACUGUAUCUGCAGUCUUGGAACAAAAGGGAAAUCACUGGCUCUCUCCAUCUAGGUUCCUGAAAUACCAAGCUAUCCUUGUGGAGUCUGAUGAUGUUGCUAUCCUUGGGGAGUCUGAUGAUGUUGUAAUAGAAGUCACUAACUUUGUGAAUCUAGCCUCUUUUCUCAGUGACAUGACUACAGAGCCAUUGAUUCAUGACUGUUUGGAGACCAUAGAGGCUGUGUGUUCCAGCACGCCCGACCUGAAAGAGGAACCUAUGGAGGAUGCUCAAGAUUUCUGGUUCACAGAUGGUAGCAGCUUCAUCCGACGAGGUACCUGUAAAGCCGGAUACGCGAUCACCGCCAUCGAUAAAGUAAUCGAAUCGGCGCCUCUACCUAUUGGAACUUCAGCUCAAAAGGCAGAGAUCAUUGCCCUAACUAGGGCACUAGAACUGGCAGAAGGGAAGAAAAUAAAUGUCUGGACAGACUCUAAGUAUGCCUUCGGGGUUGUGUGUGCUCAUGCGGCUACCUGGAAAGAACGUGGACUUUUGACAAGCCAAGGGAAACAUAUUAAACAUGCAGAAGAAAUACUCAGACUUUUAAAGGCAGUACCACUACCGACCAAAGUCGCCAUCAUGCAUUGCCAAGGACACAUGAAGGGUAACACUGAUCCAGAGAGAGGUAAUAGAUUGGCUGAUAUUGAGGCUAAGCAGGCAGCUGAAAGAGACCUAGGGGAUCAAGUUCUAGUUUUAAUUCCGACUAACAGAAAUACUGAAUUAAGUGAACAGGAAGAUGUUAAAUAUAGUAAAAUAGAUCAGGAAUUAAUAUCAGAACUUUGGGAAAAGAACCAGCUGAAACCGACCUUGAAGUUUUGGACAAGAGCUGAGGAGCAACUGAGCCUGCGCAAGAACAAGGGGUUACCAGCAGUGACGAAGAGGAGCCAUCAGCCUUCAUCUCCCCGACCCCCGGACGACUACCACAAGGAGGCACUGCGCAAGCGCAGAUGGGAGAAGUUCAUGGGAAUGACUUCUUGGGACUAA